Tarenaya hassleriana is the source of this 3670-nucleotide messenger RNA. RefSeq names its product inositol hexakisphosphate and diphosphoinositol-pentakisphosphate kinase 1-like. NCBI's taxonomy places the organism in Eukaryota, Viridiplantae, Streptophyta, Magnoliopsida, Brassicales, Cleomaceae. Bases 233 to 3421 code for a protein of 1062 amino acids. The transcript is spliced from 30 exons. Gene Ontology annotation, biological process: inositol metabolic process; inositol phosphate biosynthetic process. The record is from RefSeq and is a predicted model, not a curated record. Gene Ontology annotation, molecular function: metal ion binding; 5-diphosphoinositol pentakisphosphate 1-kinase activity; diphosphoinositol pentakisphosphate kinase activity.
UCGGUGUGUCUCCUCUCUUUCCUGGUGCCUCGCGCACCGCUCACAUAAUUGAUUUCUUCUUCACAUAUAUAUAUAUAUAUAUAUAUUUUCAUUUAUAAAUCUCCUAUUUCUCUAGAGCAUUAUCGCCAUCGCCGCACUCGUGAGUCGUGAUCAUUGCUUCACCGAGAACGUUGUUGUACCGAGCGGGAAACAGAAACGGAAUCAGAAUCAGGUUCAGAUAGAAAUAGAGAGAAUGGAGGGGGAAGAAGGAGGAGAUGUUGGUAGGAAGAUAAGGAUUGGAGUCUGCGUCAUGGAAAAGAAGGUGAAAUGCGGCCCCGAGGUGUUCUCGGCUCCUAUGGGACAAAUUCUGGACAGACUGCAGGCGUUUGGUGAAUUUGAGGUCAUACAUUUUGGGGAUAAGGUUAUACUCCAAGAUCCAAUAGAAAGCUGGCCGGUCUGCGAUUGCUUGAUUGCUUUCUAUUCCUCUGGAUAUCCUCUAGAAAAGGCCGAAGCAUAUGCAGCUUUAAGAAAGCCUUUUUUGGUGAAUGAAUUGGAGCCGCAACAUCUCCUUCAUGAUCGCCGGAAAGUAUAUGAGCAUCUUGAGAUGUACGGUAUCCCAGUUCCUAGAUAUGCUUGUGUCAAUAGGGAAGUCCCAUACCAAGAGCUUGAUUAUUUUGCUGAGGAAGAAGAUUUUGUUGAGGUUAAUGGAGAACGUUUCUGGAAGCCAUUUGUGGAAAAGCCUGUUGAUGGAGAUGACCAUAGUAUAAUGAUAUACUACCCUAGCUCGGCAGGUGGAGGCAUGAAAGAAUUGUUUCGUAAGGUUGGAAAUCGAUCUAGUGAGUUUCAUCCUGAGGUCAGAAGAGUAAGAAGAGAGGGGUCUUAUAUAUAUGAGGAAUUUAUGCCCACUGGAGGGACUGAUGUUAAGGUUUAUACUGUUGGUCCUGAAUAUGCACACGCUGAAGCAAGAAAGUCACCUGUUGUGGAUGGUGUUGUUAUGAGGAAUCCUGAUGGAAAGGAGGUUAGAUAUCCAGUUUUGCUGACACCUGCGGAGAAGCAGAUGGCAAGGGAAGUUUGCAUUGCAUUUAGGCAAGGGGUCUGUGGGUUUGAUCUCCUGCGUUCAGAGGGUCGUUCCUAUGUUUGCGAUGUGAAUGGGUGGAGUUUUGUGAAGAACUCUUACAAGUAUUAUGAUGAUGCUGCCUGUGUGCUGUGGAAAAUGUUUUUGGAUGCAAAAGCUCCUCAUCUUUCUUCAACAAUUCCUCCCAUCUUGCCAUGGAAAGUCAACGAACCUGUCCAAUCUAAUGAAGGACUAACCCGCCAGGGGAGCGGCAUUAUUGGCACCUUUGGGCAAUCAGAGGAGCUACGUUGUGUCAUCGCUGUUAUUCGACAUGGCGAUAGAACUCCAAAGCAGAAGGUGAAGCUAAAAGUUACAGAAGAAAAGCUGUUAAACCUGAUGUUGAAGUACAAUGGGGGGAAACCAAGAGCCGAGACCAAACUUAAAAGUGCUGUCCAAUUGCAAGAUCUUUUAGAUGCCACGAGAAUUUUGGUUCCUCGUACAAGACCAGGUCGUGAAAGUGAUAGUGAUGCAGAAGACCUUGAACAUGCUGAAAAGCUGCGACAAGUUAAAGCAGUUCUUGAAGAGGGUGGACAUUUCUCUGGUAUAUAUAGGAAGGUUCAACUCAAGCCAUUGAAGUGGGUUAGUAUACCAAAAAGUGAUGGUGAAGGGGAAGAGGAACGACCUGUGGAGGCUCUUAUGGUUCUGAAAUAUGGGGGAGUUCUUACACAUGCUGGUAGAAAGCAGGCAGAAGAACUUGGUAGAUACUUCCGGAACAACAUGUAUCCAGGUGAAGGCACUGGCUUGCUUCGUCUCCACAGUACGUACCGUCACGACCUUAAAAUUUACAGCUCUGAUGAGGGACGUGUUCAGAUGUCUGCAGCUGCUUUUGCUAAAGGCCUUCUUGACCUAGAAGGACAGUUGACACCAAUCCUGGUUUCUCUGGUUAGUAAGGAUUCUUCCAUGUUGGAUGGCCUCGAUAAUGCCAGCAGGGAAAUGGAAGAGGCCAAGGCUAGGUUGAAUGAGAUCAUAACUUCUGGCACAAAGUUGAUACACGAUACUAUCUCUUCUGAAUUCCCCUGGAUGACUGAUGGAGCUGGACUUCCUCCUAAUGCUCACGAGCUUCUACCUGAAUUGGUAAAGCUAGCAAAGAAGGUGACUGAACAAGUAAUGUUACUUGCAAAAGAUGAAGAUGAGAAUCUUACUGAGCCUAGCGCCUAUGAUGUAGUCCCUCCGUAUGAUCAAGCAAAGGCCCUUGGAAAGACAAACAUUGAUGUUGACCGAAUUGCUGCUGGAUUACCUUGUGGUAGUGAAGGUUUCCUUCUGAUGUUUGCUCGCUGGAGAAAGCUCGAGAGGGACCUCUAUAAUGAAAGAAAAAACCGAUUCGACAUAACACAGAUUCCAGAUGUUUACGAUUCAUGCAAGUAUGACCUGUUGCAUAAUUCUCAUCUCGACCUAAAAGGACUAUAUGAACUCUUCAACGUUGCGCAGUUGCUUGCAGAUGGUGUAAUUCCAAACGAGUAUGGGAUCAAUCCACAACAAAAGCUGAAAAUCGGUUCAAAGAUUGCUCGGCGUUUACUGGGGAAAAUCUUGAUCGACUUGAGGAAUACAAGGGAAGAGGCAAUGAGCGUUGCUGAAUUGAAGAGCAGCCAAGAUGAAAUCUCAGUGUCAUUGACCACCAGAAAGGAGGAGGCAAGAGAAAACAGUCAGCCAAAGCUUUUCAUCAGUAGCAAUGACUUGAGACGGCCUGGCACGAGUGACCAAGAUGAAGAUGACGAUAAAGAGACCAAAUACCGAUUAGAUCCAAAGUACGCCAAUGUCAAGACACCCGAACGCCAUGUGAGGACACGUCUUUACUUCACAUCUGAAUCGCAUAUUCAUUCGCUCAUGAACGUUAUCCGGUACUGUAACCUGGACGAAUCGCUCCAAGGAGAAGAAAGCCUCGUAUGCCAGAACGCAUUGGAGCGACUGUACAGAACGAAGGAGCUCGAUUACAUGAGUUACAUUGUCCUAAGGAUGUUCGAGAACACGGAAGUGCCUCUGGAUGACCCAAAGAGAUUCCGCAUUGAACUAACAUUUAGCAGAGGCGCUGAUUUGUCUCCCUUGGAGAAGAAGGAUGGGGAGGCAGAGUGGUUGAGGAGGGAGCACACGCUGCCAAUAAAUGGGCCGGAGAGGCUACAGGAGGUGGGAUCGUGUCUGACGCUGGAGAAGAUGGAGAUGAUGAUACGUCUGUUUGCAAUGCCGGCUGAGGACUUCCCGCCCGCUUCAACUCCGGCUGGUUUCUCCGGUUACUUCUCCAAAAGCGCCUCGGUCCUCGAGCGCCUCGUGAACCUCUGGCCUUUCCACAAGUCCUCCUCCUCCUCCUCUUCUUCUAAUAAUGUUAAGUCCUGAUUUAAUGUCUCUGCCUCUCUGGUAAUUUGGUAAAUCUUCUUUGCCUUCUAUCUUUUGUUUUUCAAGUUUAUUUCAAGAACUUAGGCUUUGGGUUUUAGGUGUUAAUGUUUUGCGUGCGGGGGGUGGAUUUACGGUCUGUUGGUUGAUUCGGUGGGAACUCGUCAAAGAAAUUCGUUGUCGGUUUAUGGUGUCACUGCUUCUCACAGAAUGUGGAUUCGUUUUGAAAUAUUGAAAUCGUUCUUUGACAUA